Messenger RNA from Tachysurus fulvidraco (yellow catfish), 1430 nucleotides. RefSeq names its product glycoprotein hormones, alpha polypeptide (gene cga). NCBI's taxonomy places the organism in Eukaryota, Metazoa, Chordata, Actinopteri, Siluriformes, Bagridae. Gene Ontology annotation, molecular function: follicle-stimulating hormone activity. Gene Ontology annotation, cellular component: follicle-stimulating hormone complex; extracellular region. Bases 794 to 1204 code for a protein of 136 amino acids. The record is from RefSeq and is a predicted model, not a curated record. The transcript has 4 exons. Gene Ontology annotation, biological process: positive regulation of steroid biosynthetic process; thyroid hormone generation.
AAAAUCAACUUGUAUUUGUUUGAACCUAAAAAAGGACCAGGACCAGGGUUUUAAUGUUUUCUAAUAGAAAGAGUAAAUUGACAAAAUUUUAAUUUGUCUUAGUGAACAACAAAAGUAUAAUUUUUGUAUUUACAUUUAUCUUUUACCCCUAGAUACAGCGUUCCAUCUGCCACACUGUGUAUUAGAUUACAUCUGUCUGAUGUCACACUCUGGUUUCCAACACAACCAAGGAUAAAUGGAUUAGUAAACGGAAAGAUCAGAAGAUAGUAGCACAAGCAAAUAUUCAUAUUUGAUUUGAAAUACUGUGAAUUCUGUAUCUUCUGUAAUAUUUCUUACUGAAAACCACUUAAAAAAUGGUUCUUAUUCAGCAGCAGAAAAAUGACGUAAAGUCUCAGAUCAAACAUUUCUAGUUUUCGAAAUACGUUAUCUGUAAUGAGGUUUAGUAAAAAUGUAUAAUGAGCUCAUCAUACCACAUUAUUUAUUAGCCUGUGUGGUUAAAGUAUUACCACAUAUAAUGUUGCAGAAGACAGGAGCACUCGGUAUAACAGUGUGGCACAGAACAAGAACAGUAGUUGCUUGGAUACACUGCUGCAUUUUACAAGAUUAUGUGGUAUUAAAUACUGUUUGGUGCAAUCCACACCUGUAUUAUCAAACAUUAUCAGUUUUUCCUUUCAUUCAUUUAAUGGACUAUAAGGUCAGCUAAAGGCCAGUGAGUCAUGCCAAGAAUUAACUCAGGGGAGAACUUUUAGUAGGUGUGGUUAGGAGAGACUAUAAAAAUGGGUGAGGUGGGUUUAUGAUAGAUGCAUUGGUGACUUUUUACUGUGAAGAAGAACAAAGACUGUCCAUUGCUAGGAUGAUUCUUGUUCUCAAAUACACUGGAGCAACAAUCUUUCUACUGUCUGUUCUAAUUGAAAUUGGACAGCUUUAUCCAAACAAUGACUUUGGCUGUGAAGAGUGCAAACUCAAGGAGAACAAUAUAUUCUCAAAACCUGGCGCUCCUGUGUAUCAGUGCAUGGGAUGUUGCUUUUCCAGAGCGUACCCGACUCCUUUGAGGUCCAAGAAAACUAUGCUGGUCCCAAAGAAUAUCACAUCUGAAGCCACAUGCUGUGUUGCCAAAGAAGUUAAACGGGUUAUUGUUAAUGACGUAAAGCUAGUGAAUCACACAGACUGCCAUUGCAGCACUUGCUACUACCAUAAAUUUUGAAUAUCAUGACUUUAAACAUGUUUGACUUGUAUGUUCAAGAAAUCCCUUGAAUGCAACUUAUACAACACCUACACCAUUGCUCAUGUGUAUGCUAAAUACUUAGACUUAAUGUUUGUUAUUAAUCUGUAAUUGCUCAUCAAUUGCUUAUUAUUUUCUUAUUAUCUAAACCAAAUUACUGUUUAAUUUGUUAAAUAUACCAAUAAAAUAAAAGCAUAUACUGCAACUA